AUGGAAACAAGGGAGAUCAAGACUAAACUAGAUGGUGAUGGUGAUGAUGAUGAUGAUGUUGAUCCUUUGCACCCUCAAGUCGUUUUUCCAUUUGUAGUUAAAUCUAGUUUACAAAAUGCCGAGAUUUGAAGCGAUUGACACCACAAAACGCAACAAAAGUCCCUCCUGCAAGCCUGCAAAAGCCAGGGACAUCAGAGUGCAAAUGAUCUGCUGAUUAGGGAAAAUGAUAGCUAGAGUAGACAGCAUAUAGUAAUAACUGUGAGAGCUGUUCCGACAAAUGUUGAUUUGCCCUUAGAGUUUAAAACUCAUCAAGAGGGCUCAGUAGGUAAAAUUUGUAACAACUUUGGCGGAAAAUUAGUUAAGAUGAGCUUUACAACGGUGAACCGAAGUCUUGAUUAUUAGCUGUUUUACAUAAAUAUAACCACAUGCUAAAAUUCAACGUUUGUUGAAUCAGCUUCUAAUGAUUAAAUUAAUCUAACUGGCCGGCUGGACUUCAUCUGAUGCAGGAUAAUGGUGUGGAAAUAUGACAGACGACAGUAUCCCAUGUGAGGUAGGGCCGAUUCAUAUGGUACAGCGUCUGUUCAAAGCUUUCGAGGAUUUUAUGACUUGCAAAUACAACUUCAACUAAAAUAGAUUAUUCGGGGCCGCUAUCGUUAGGUCGUGAUUGUACAAGCAGAUCAAAUAUCUGUUGCGACUUUUGUUUCGAGAAGCAUGUUACGGUAAAUGCACAGCUUUUGCAAACGUUGUACCAUAUCAAUCAGCCCAAGUAUAAAAUGUGGAACGAGGUGAGUGAGACUUUUAUUAUAUGUUGCGGUUUUAUAUUCGGCUUCGUCUUCCGGUUUAUUUUUCGGCUUUCGGUUAUUAGUUUUUCAAACUCGGCUUCGAUCGGCAUGAAGGCUUGGCAUCGACAUUUUCUCGAUAACAAGCCACCAAUAACCGCUGCUUGCCGUCUGGUAGCCCUGGAGUGUCCAUUCGAAGCAUCAAGUUUUAUGGAUACAUGGACAUGCCUUGGUUUCACUGGACGCCAAAUUUUUCUUGUAGGAGCGCUCCCCAAUUAUAGAUUAAUUAACUUUUGUAACUGGUAAAUGAAAUUCAAUAAAGACUUGGAACAUUCUGUGCUGCUUUUGUGUGUGUGUUUUUUUCUAAUAUAUUAACUGUUGAGGAAGCAUUUCAGUUUGCUAAUACAACUUUAAAUAAAGAAACAAAAAAACAUGAAGCUUUCUCUGUGGUGUCUUUAAUUAAAGUGGUACGUUCACUAUAUACUAAUACAGUUUUAUUUCAGGACCAAUUUAAAGACUAUCAUUUUCUCAAUUACACGCAUGCAAAUUGAUGUAACUAAGUCAAACUUAAAAAAUAAUGUCAUACAAAAAUAAAGAAAAAAAAAACAAAGUUGUCACUGUAGUGCCUUUAAUUAAGAUCACACGUUCACUCAAAUACUAAUACUGUUUUAUUUCAGGAAUUAAAGACUAUCAUUUUCUCAAUUGCACGCACGCAAAUUGAUGUAACUAAGUCAAGCUUUAAAAAUAAUGUCAUAUGAAAAUAAAGAAAAAAAUACCCAAAGUUGUUAGUGUGGUGCCUUUAAUUAAGAUCACACGUUCACCCAAAUACUAAUACUGUUUUAUUUCAGGAACACUUUUGUUGUAAAGACUAACGUUCUAAAAAAGUCUAAAAAAUAAAGAAUCAAAAACCAAAUUGUUUGUAACUAAUUCAAACGUUAAAAAUGCAGUUUUAAAGUUUCAAGACAAAAUUCUACGUACUAAAAUUGUUGUUGUAUCAAAACGUUAAAAAAUAAAAGUUGUCAUUGAAACAAAAAUUUAAGUUGUGUCUUUAAUUAAUAAGGAGGUACGUUCACUAUAUACUAAUGCAGUUUUAUUUCAGGAACACUUUAAAGACUAUCAUUUUCUCAAUUCUACGCACUCAAAUUGUUGUAACUAAGUCAAACGUUAAAAAAUAAAGUCAUACAAAAAUAAAGAAACAAAAAACAAAGUUGUCACUGUGCUGUCUAUUACUAAUACAAUUACAUUUCAGGAAAACUUUAAGGACUAACUGUUCGGAAUUCUUCGCACGUAAAUUGUUGUAACUAAGUCGCACUUUGAAAAUAAAAAUAUACAAAUAUAAUGAAAAAACAGAGCUGUCACCGUGGUGUGUUUAAUUUUUAAUUAAGGUAUGAUUUUACGUUAUCCAUUUACUAAUGCAUUUUUUUUGCAGGAACGUUUUAAGGGCUAAUAUUCUUGCAAUGCUACGCUUUCAAAGUGUUGUAACGGUUUCGCUCCUUAAUAAAAUAAAAUUUUACAAUCACAAUGCAGUCAGUGUGUGCGUGUGUUUUUUUCUAUCGAACAGAGCCAGUCGAAUGCUCAAGAUUGUUUUUUCCUUUUUGACCACUACUCUUUGGAGACCAGAAAAGUCUUCAUUUUGGAUGUAACCUAAAGAUCGCGCUCCACAUCUGUUUUUGGAUAUGCCCUCCGAAGAUGCAAGCUACUUUUUUCCCUUUUUUGGAUGCCUUCUUUCAAGCAACGACUGGUACCAGAAACUCGAUGCUGUUUUCUCGAACACACGAACUCUCGUGGAAGUACAUCUAUAUGUAACAACAAUACUCAAGUUAAUAAAGUCGUAAAAAACGAAAACUCGCUGUGAUUGUGGUGUCUUUUACAUAUUGUUCCUUGAUAUUCUGUCUAGUGGCUACACAAAUUACUUGUGCAAUGUUUUUCCUGUGACUUACUCUGCAAGGACUAAUAUAUGUCUCAGUUCAACGGGCGCAAAUUGUGUAAUAAACUUGCGUAUUAAUGAACAAUAAAAUUAACAAACACAACGUGUCCAAUGUGAUUCUUUUACUUACAUAAAUAUCUGAAAAGGUUUGAUUUCAGGCGAAUUUCGAACUUGAACGUCGUAUAUUCUGACAGAACUCUUUUAUCUUCAGUUUAGUUUUUUUUUUCGGAGAAUGAAUAGCUAAUGCAUCCCUACACUCAUGCACCACCGGCGAACGCCAUUUUUUGGCUCUUUUUUCCAAGUUUGAGACUACUUUUCGUAUUUCUUUUUGUGUGCGCCCCUUCAAGAGACGACUGGUGACAAGACGCCAAUCCUGACACAGUGAUGACUUUUUUCCCAGCAAGAAACAGCCGCAGUACUGAAUAUUCACUAUAACAUUACUUGCUUGUAAUCAUAACUAUUAACUACUCUCGAUAAUAAAAGCCAUUAAAAAACACAAAGUUGUCAGAGUGGUAUCUAAUUUUUAUACCUUCAAGGUAAUAGCCGAGAUUACACUUGUGUAUUUAUUAGCUCUUGUUGUUACAAUUUUUCGCCCAAAAAUUGUUGUAUAAUUGAGUUGUACUUAUAAUAUGAUGAACAAUAAAGAUUCAUAAACUCAAGGUAGUCAUUAUCUUUUCUUUUACUAACAAGAUACCUAUUUCAGAAACAGCGAUUAAAAUAUUACUGGGAGAUUUUUCUCUCAUUAUCUCUCGCCGUUCGCCUUUUCAGCGGAGUAAAAAGAAAAACGUCUUUAUAGCGCGACCUGAAGAUGGCGUAAGACCAUUUUUCGCGUGUGGUUAUCAAGAGUUUCUUUUUCUUCUCCUGUGUACACGAGUUCCUUCAAGAAACGCAUGACGCCUCUAAAUCUGAAAAGACUACAAAGACGAGUUCAAGUGCUCAAGUAAGAGAGAUGAUUUGGAAUUAAAGUUAUUUGAUCACUUAACAUGUAUAGUAUCAUUUAGUUUUCAGAUCAAACGCUGCCGCCCUUUGGAUCUAAAGAAACUGAACAUGCUUAUGAACUGUAAGUACAAAUAUUUCAAUCACUCUGACAAAUAUUCAAGGAUUUUCAAAUCAAUGAGGCCUCAAACUAGAUCCAACCGCAGUUACUAAGAGGAAUGAAUCGGUGCAUAAAUUUGCCAAUGACUGAUACUUAUUUAGGAACGUACAGUAAACACCCGCAUAUAAGAACAAAUGGAUUAAGAACACCAGGCUGAAAUUUGGCCAAUUAAGCCCCAUUUUUAUAAGAACAAGAUCAGCCUGAAAAUUGUAACAAGUUCUUAUAAAAUGGAAAAAGAGUCAUAAAUUUAAAACAUGUAAGUUUAUGUUUGCUGUCAGAUAACUUCAUUUGUUAAUAUAAUCAAAUUACAGAAUAAUUAUUUAUUUUAUUUUCCUAAAAUAUGCUAAAUAUACCUCUCGCAACAUGCCUUGGAUAGUAUUACUAAAUAAAAAUUUAAGAACAUUUUAAGAACAUUUUGAGGCUGAUUUGUCAUUAACCACCCGAUAAAUAAUAACUCAAUCAGCCUGACCUCCGACAUUGUGUGUUCUUACAUGCGGGUGUUUACUGUACCACAUGUAACAACACCAAUAUGAACUGGCAUAUUCAACAGUCAUGAUUUCCAGUGAAACAGUGCUAAUUGUCUUGUUAGCUAUUUUCUACUUCAGACACUCAGGAAGCUCAAGAAAGGACUCAAAAGAAAUCAUGAGUUCCAAACCGUGAGAACGGCCUGGAAUGGAAUGACCUAAGCUGCAAAAGAAAAAAUAGAGAAAACACAAGUUUUUAUUUAAAUAAAAUCAUGCACAUGAUCUUUAAAUGUUACUUUGAUUACAUCAUAAGCAAAGCCACGACCUGGACCAUUCCAUAUGAAGAUACUAUUUAUGAAUUUGUCAAUCUCAACUAAAAAAGGAAAAUGACAACUAUGAGAACUUAAUAGAAUUUCAAUCAAUAGCCUUCUCGUAGCUUAUGGGUGUGGUACAGAGAAGCAGUUUAAACAUUACUAUUGCUUUAAAGAUGAACUUAUACAGAUUUGUCUUUGAUUCAUUUUAAUCAUACUAGUUCUUCCUUAAUACAAAUGAUAACUGGUCUUUAAGCAUGGUAUUUAGUUUAGGAAGUUCCAGAUCACCCUAGAUGGCACAGCCGAGGUCAUGAAGGCUUUUGCCACGUCGCAUGGUGAUCGAACAAGCUGCUCAUCGGACGGAAGUUGUUUGCCUCGCUGGAAGUCGCCAGUCAGUUACUUUAUUGCACGUUGCUGCAUCCGUGGGACAAGGAGAGGUUAAGGUAAUUAAUCAUCGCGAUAAAACUAUUGUUAAAACUGAGAAAACAAACUUUGAAAAGCUAAAAUUAAGGUAUUCUGGUCAUGGAAUUCUAGGCACCCAGUUUGACGCGUGACAUGAAAUUUUGAAGACAGGAUACUUUUGACAAAACGUAGUUGCGUAGAACUAAGCUCUAAGCAGAUCACUCUGUAAUUGCUGGAUCACUAGAAUAAUUCUCUUAACACUGUAAAAUGGGCAGAAGCACAGGUCCAGUUGAGAUGUGAUUCUUUAACUUGUUAAUUUAAUUCAUCAACAGGGAACCAACUCUUGAAAAAUCUACACUUUGAGAGGAGCAGAUCAAAGUCUGUAUUAAAUCCCAAAGCCUGCUGUUCAUUUCUCUAGUUUACUCUUAAUCGUAUUGAGAAUACUCUCUCUUGCAUUCUAACUUCCUUAUUUUCUAGAAGUACAAUCCUUAGUUCAACAGCUUCCUGAUGCCCGGAAAAAUGCCUUCCUCAAGUAGAUUAAACCGACAAACCAAAUCGAGGUAAGUAUACCAGGUUAUAGUUCAAAGCUGUUCUCUUUUCUUAAACCUUAAAGCCUUUUUCUUUGAACUUGAAAGAAAAAUAUUUGAAAAGAAAUAGUAAGUUGUGUGAUGGUGCUCAAUUUUUAUUGAUGGUAAACCCAGGGAGGGUGAGGAUCUGACAGGAAAAUGCGGAAAAUUCUCCAGAGAAAGGGCGAUUUAAUCCUUGUUGACCUCCUUGUUGAAAGGUUAAAAUCAAGCCUACAUCACGUGGGGGAAUCAAAGUGUUUUUUUACUGCUAAAAGUGGUCCCAAUUUUCCUACAUUUUUUAUUUUUAAAGAGGUUUUUGCCGUAACUGCAACUGUUUGAUUUUAGAAGUUUUAGCUUGGGGGGCUCGUCGGACCCAGCCCUACACUGACUGGCCCCAGGAUAGUAUGGAAAAUAGUCUGUGAACAGGCUGCACGUUUGGGAGCAAGGGAACUAAAAAUCGCGAGGAAACUGUAAGGAAAAAACAGACGAGGGGAGAGUGAUAAUGAUUUUUAAAUGGUUUAAAUAUUUUUCCAACAGCUACAGGGAGAAUGAUGCAAUUCCUCCGAACGUCUGACUGCAUACACCGGUUUCACUGGAAAAAUAGAUUGCUAUAUUUAUUUUGUAUAUAUAGCAGAACAAUCUCAGAUUGUUCCUUGACGGCCUUGUUAAAAGAAAGCAAAGUAGAAACCCUAGUUUACAACUCGUUGAUAUUACGCGUGUUAGAAAUUAAAUGCCAAAUUAUGAUUACUACAAUACUUCUCAUUCGAUGUGAAACUGCGGAGUGAUUAUAAAUUUGCUGGCUUUAAGCAAAACUCGAGCCUGUGUGAAUUAUGCACGUUUGUCUUCGAGGCAUAUUCAUGGUUGUUCGAAACAUUAACCCCUGAACUUUGACGGACGUACAAAUUCUUGCAUUUGCUUCUGUUUAGGCCUUGAGCGGUAGUUAGCGGUUUUUGAUUGCAAUUAUUGAGUCCACUCAGAUAAAGGUACUAAAAAAGCGUGCAGAGAAAAGUUUCAUCCCCUGGACCGCGAUUUUUUUUCUCAGUGAGUUUACACUUUUACAGGAAACAGUUUUCCUGGCUGUUGAUCUAAAAGACAAUCGGACACUUCGUUCAAAUCAGCAGCAGCCGCGAUUCCAGAUCGAUCUGAUCUUACUUUAAUCAAGUUGUAAACUAAUUUAGAAAUGUUGUUCCUUCAAUGUAACAAUUACUUGUUUGAAUCAAAUGAAUGUAAAUUUGGAAGCCAUAGAUUAAGGUUAAAAGCUUUUCACCCCCAAAUUAAAACUUUCAUAAUAAAUUAUCUAAUAUUUGAACCCUCGCAUUAACACUUGCAAGUUGAAAGGAAUCUCAGUUCAACUAAAGUUAUAGACUCACCCGCAUGUACUUUUUACUAGAUGUUCACAGACAACAUUGGAAUUUCUGAAAUAAGUACACUAAUACUGUACUUUACGCACUGAUCAGCCUAACAUUUAACAUAACCUGCCGCUAACUUUGUAAUGCUGUAAUAUUUUCGGAGGUUCCAAUGUACCUUUUACAGAUUUUUAUUUGGCUUUAAUGUUUUUCUGGUUUUCUUGCCUAGACGUCUUACGUAGGAGGGGAGGAGGCGGGUUUGAAUGUGCUCCCAUCCCUACCUCGUCUUGGCGCAUACUGCACAAUAAAACGUGUGAUGAUCAUAGCUUUAAAACCUUUGUAAAACGUUUCCAAUUUGUUUUAAGGCAAAGUGUAUUUGCAUAAGACGGUUGCCUUCGUACAGCACGGUGCAAGGCACUGUGCAAGACGAUACGUGAGCCUCAUUCUGCCUAACGAAGAGUUUUGACAACCCAAGUGUAACCUCUUGUCACUUUCGUAAGAUUGUAUCUUGUAAUAACAAUUCAUGUUGGCUGUUAGAUAUGUGUACACAUUGACCUCUGUUUGCGUUUGGCCGGAUGUAUUAAAUGCUUAAUGUUAAAACGGAUCCUCCCUCAAAAGGCAGAGGACGAUGAGGAUGUUCAACUACAGAAAAUGAAAUUCAAUAAUGUCUUUAAAUAUCAUAGUUAUGCCAGCUUUGUUUUCAUGAAAUAAAAACGUUACAACCUAGCGGUACUCAGUGAUCUGAGUUUGUAUGUUUCUUACGUGUUAUUUAAGCAAAAAUAAAAAAAAAUGAAUAUUUUUGGUUUGUUCUCAGUGCCUUCGCGUUUUUAAUAACUUUCCUUCUUGAUGAAUGCUUGAUCAUUCCAGUGUCUCGGAAGGUUAGCUGUCUCCCGGCAUGUAGCUCUGAGGGGAAACUUUAAAGGGGGUGAUUCGGCAAGGCCUUCAAACCCUGGCCUCGCCCUGUUUAACACAAGAUCAGUUCACUUAGCUUCCUUCUAUACCCACGCGGAAAAGACCUAACUUCGAGGGCACCCCAAAUAUAACACCCUGAAAAAGUCUUAUGAUGUACCUUUAGAAAAUGUAGGCACCACUUACAUGGACCUCGCACCGCUGACGUUCACCGACCCUGUCAGGAGAUCAUAUCCCUGAUCCUGUUCAAUCAAGGCUUCCUUUCCGGCAGAAAGACAAGCUGUUUAAAGCACCUAAUGGUGACGUUGUACAGCCUGGUUAAGACUUGAGAUCCCCAAAACCAGGACAUCCUGUUGGGUGGCAAGCACCCGUCCACCUGUAUCCGUUUUCAUUAAAAGAAAAAUAGCCGGCGGGAUAGUUAGCGCAAGCAAAGUUUUGGUAGAGGAGGAGCUGCGAAUCCUGGAGGCGAGGUUAACAACUUAGGCUACAGAUUAAGACGAAUCAGAAAUAACAAGCUUGAACAUUUGAAUUGAAAGCACUUAAGUUCAAAGGAGCCCAAAGGCAAGGUGGCAAAGAAACAUUCUCUAGUCUUGCGCGAAAUUACUCGAGUUGUGGGUGCUUUGAAAAGGACUGGGGAUAUGAAUCUGACAAACAGGUCAAAUCGCCAGGGGGCGAAGUGCCAGUAUCGCGUGCGUGCUUACAAAAGAACUGGAUAAAUGUUACGAAAACCAAUUGCGCUAUAUCCAGUGGAUAGAGAUUUAUCCGAUGAAUAAUAUUAUCCAUCCUUUUGAACAACUGGGGCCUGAUGUUGCUGAAAGAGGCUUUAAGGCCCUUAAGUAUAUAGUUCGCAAGAAGUUGAUUUGGCACUUGUAGUACUAGCAGAAGAAGCCGUAUCAAAUUAAGGGGGCAGUCUGGUUCCUUUUGCGGGGGAAAUGGGGUGUUGAAAGCAGUUAGUCCACUAAAGAGUUCAGGGGCAUCUUGUUUUGGUUGUGGACUAUCUGGUCUUUGUCUUCUAACCACUCACUUCAUACUUAAGUGUUCAACAACCCCCAAAUCCAAUCUUUUUAAUUUUUUUUUUUAAAUUUUGGAACACUCCCAUCUUUGUUCAUGAAAAAUGCCAAAAAUAAAAAAAUACCCAAGCAACAGGCCAUUUGCAUGAUGGCGUCAUUUUACUACGUACUUUGACAGGAUCCUUCAGGGUUUUGCUUUCUUGUGCAAAUUAGGGCUUUUGUUAUUUAAACCUCACCGGGACUACCAAAAUUAAAUAUGAAAGGAAAAACGAAAAGUCGUAGUAGUAAGAUGACGCCAUCGUGCAAAUGGCCAAUUAUUGAACCCGACUAUGACCUUAGAUUGAAAAAAAUCUUGGCCAGCUUGCCAGAUAUUUAAGAAAAAGGGCGAAUAUAAAUGAAAAACAAGGCUUUUAUUGACCAGACUGCCCCUCUGACGGCGCUGUUUUUUAAUCUUUAUAUUCCCAUUUGAAACCAACCAUAAAUCAUUACGUUAUUGGUGAUAUGGGUUACCUUUUAACUCUACGUUAACAGCUCUAAAAAUAUCAACCCUAGUAUUGAUUUUGAGGCAAAGUUCUUGAAGUAGUCGCCGAAGUAAGUUUAGAUCACGCAGGGCUAUCCUUCAAGCAAUUACAAGAAUUGCUAGUUUAAUGUACAUGUUGUAGUUUAAUUUUCAUCUCGGGUAAUUUUCGUAACGAAAGAAAAAUAACAAUUAUCUGAGAUGAAAAGUAAACUACAACAUACAUGCGCCACAAGGAAUAUUGCGGUUGUCUGUGGUUGUUCAAGUCGAACGGAUUAUUCAUAUUACCUCAAGUUCUUAUCAAAACUGAACUCUACCCAGGCAAUGGGAAAAAACAAGAGCCCAAAGAAUCAAUAUGUAGGUUGACAAGUCUUCCAGGGCCAGGAACAGCAAAACUUAAUACUCCGCGUAGUUUAAACAGAAAAAUGCUAGUCCCUUUAAUCUUUACGGGAAUCUAAUCAAAACCAUGACCUCAAAGUUGCAAAAAACGCCAUACAUUUUUGUCAUUUUGUCAUGUUUGGGGGUUAUAAAAGGAAGCAGUCUGAAUUGUUUGUGACUUUCGAACUGUUUCCACCGUUUAAUUUCCAUUUGUAUCGCGUUAUUGUUUUAUUUCGCAAGCAGGUGGUCAGGAAAAGAUGUGAUUUUCCAAAAUUGCACGUCGCUCUCGGAUAUAAAGGACUUCUUGAAAAUUGAUGUUGUUCAACUAUCGUAAAACACAGGGUAAUUUUAGCCAAUCAGCGGUUUUCAACAAGAAUGCGGUGGGAAUAAUUGGGGCCCUGGGGCGGAAUAGUUACUUAAUCCUUGGGUUUUGAAGUCUAUUACUCAGUGUUGAUGGUCAUUUCAACUUUUCGUCGUUUUUACUUCCUUUUUACCCCGCUUAGACUUCAUCAGAAGAAACACGGGAGAAACCUAGCUGGUAACUGAACUGCAUAAGAGUUGACUCGUCAGCAAAUUCCUAGUUUUAUCAGCCAAUCGUUUCCUAGUUCAUCAGCUGUAGUGAUUGAACAAGAACCACUCAAUACAAUUUGUUCCCUGACUUCUCCUCUUUGAUCCUUUGCUGUGUUCAGCAUUUCCUUACCAGGUAAGCUUUCUCACUUUAUUUCCCUAAAAGCGGAUGUGUUUUACCUAGUUAGACUAGCUUUAUCUUGAGUCAUACGUCGAUGGGAGCUGACAGGCUGCGAGAUUAACGUAGUUUCACCUUUGAGAGACCGUGAAUUGCCAGUUUUAUAGAUUGUCCUGUAGGUAAACUCAAACUACUUUGAUAGGGUUUCGUCUGAGGUUAUGUAUGUGGCAGUGAUCUUGAUAACCAAACAACAUAUUAAUUUUAUCAGCAACACAGAUGCCUUGUGCUAGAGUUAAGCCUUAUUUGGGUAAACAAUUUUUACUCGAAAUUGUCACACUGCACACUGGAUGUGAAAAAAGUACCCAAAAUCGUGGACUCCGUACAGAUCUUCUCCCAUCAAUGAUUUUAUAGUAAGCCUAUAUUUCAGUUAACGAGGAAGUUUAUUUUGGAACGUCUAAAUUAGAAGGUCGUUUUAAAUUUGGUGUUUAAUUUUUUAUGAAAUAAUGAUUUACUACAAAUGAAUGGAAAAACACAUUUAUUCCACUUGGCGCGGUAUUCGUACAGAUCAAUAAUUUAAGUUUACCUUCAUAUUAACUCGAAAAUGUAAGCAAUCUAUACAAAGUCUGUUUAAUAAACGUUUUACAUGUAAAAAUAUCUAACUGGAGUUCAAAGUAGGAAGGCCAAAGGCAUGACUCUUAAUCAUUAAAAAAAUGUCAUGUGUGACUUUUCAGUGCCCAAUAUAUAAAAAAAACCAACAACAAGAAGUUAUGAAUUAUGGAUUAUGUAAAUCAUGUGGUUUGGCAAAUAUAUUUCUGUCGGUAAAAAUACUCUAUAUCGUAGUUUGAAAUGUUUUGGUUAAAGUUUUGGUUUUGACCACCAUAAAUCAAGCCAAAUUUCCUCUUCGCUGCUUAAAAGUCAUUUUUAAGACAGACGAUAAUCUUAUUUUUCAUUUUUUAUAUUUUUUGUUGCCUAGGGAACUACAAUAUCAAAACAUUAUAAAAAGCAGGUGUGAAACCCACAUUUUAAAGACAUGUCUCCACCUGUACAUUAAAAUGAUACACAUUAAAUUUUAUAUUUGAACAUAAUGAAGAUGCCAUAGGAGCUUCUGCUUUCCCCUCUAACCCCAACAUGACAAAAAAAUUGUUGAUGUUUGUGACCAUGGAUUAGAUUCCCUUUAAGACUAAAAAAAGAGGAAAUUGCAUUAUUUUUUCCUUUUUUAAUUUUUUUACUUGACCUAAUGCUCCAUGUAUUGUCUGAAGUGACAGCUGUCUAGUCAGUAUUUUCAACCCCCAACCUGAUGGCCGGUUGGGAGGUUGAAGUGAAGAGAUGGCUGACACUUAAGACCAAAAAUGCUUUGACUCCUUUUUUUGGAACGUACAAAAUUCAGACCAGAACAAGGCAUAAUGAAAGAGGCACUAUAAUAUUGUUAUUCAAUGAGAAGCAAUCAUGUAGACAACGGCCAACAAAAUUAUAAAAUCAAGACAGCAGCAUUUAAGGUCCGUACACACUAGGUGACAAGUUGCAGCAACAUAUCAUGGCAACAUGUCACAGUGACAAAUCGGUUUGUGUGUACUGGAGAAUUUUUGUGAAAAUAUUUGUCUCUGCAACUGAAUUUUGCCGCAGCAAUUAACAUGCCACAGAAAAUCAAAUCAGACACUUUAUUUUCUUAAGGCUGUCAAUCAGCAUUUAUUACAGGCUGCUAUUAGAAAAUACAAUCUUUUGAUUAGAAAGAAGAAUUUUGACUCCAAUAAUAAUAUAAUCAGUUUCAGAUAAACAAAAGUCAUUCCUAAAUGUUAGCCAAACUCAUCGAUCAAAAACAUGUCAACAAUUUAAGCCUGUGGCAUGACAGUUUGCUUUAAGCUUUAAAGGCUGUCAAACUUCAUCAACAGCUUAAACCUUUGGCACGACAGUUUGCUUUAACAGCUGUCAAACUUCUAGUGUUUGUGGGCAAAACCUGUCAUGUUUGGCACUCUGUCAGAACAGGUUUUUUAUCUCAUGUCUAGGCUUAGAUACAACUGACAGUAGUUGUACAACCCACUAUUAAAAGUAUGCAAGUAGUUAUUUAGUGUUAUGGAAAACAGUUAAUGAAAAGGUUCUUUUUUUGUCCUCAAUCAAAACUCACAUCCAUUUAUCUUUGGGUGUGGUGUUAUGAAAUACCAGUAAUCAGUUAGAAAACAAAUGAAAGAAAAUUUGCCCAAAAAAUUUGUGAUAAAAUUGACUCACAACGUGUGCAUGUCUUCUUUUGCAGGUUGAAUGAGGUGUACUCAAUCCAAGACACCAUUUUUUCACCCUGCCCGAUCAUGGUUGUUGUGUUGGUAACUGGUGUUUGUGGAAGUGGAAAGUGAGUGAUGACUUGAAUUUAAUUUCAUUUUCAACCCUUAUACCUUACUACCACCGGGGGUGCAAGAAGUGGGGGUGGGGCAGGUUCGGGUACUCUAGGAAUUUUUAGGUGGGUUUAGCUGCUGAGACCCUAUACCAAACCAUUUCAAACUGCAAUUUACAUACCAUAUUCUAGACCAAAAUUUCCAAAUUAAAGUUCUUGUCAUAGCAAGCCCUAGGAUUUCACAGUAACGAUCAUUUCUGGUACCGUGUUGUUACCGUGGUCUUAAAAUAACAGAACCGAGAAAAACGUUUCCCAGUGACAUUUACAGCAGUAGGGUUCAAUUUACAGAAAUUCACUCUUUUCCCACUCAGAUUCUUAACUAGAAGAGCCAUUCUUAGUUAUGAUUCGGGUUAUGUACGAAACUAAAACGUUGAUUGCCAUCUGUCAUCUUUCUAUUGUUCACCAUCUUGAAUUGUUACCAAAGAACAUUGAACAUUGCUGGUUUAUGGCCUCCAGGGCCAAGAAAACAAUAUGUGAAAUAAUUGAAAACAUUUUUAAAAGAGGUGGAUUAAUUCCCAUGAAUUUUCGAGUGGAACCAAAAAAUUGUUACUAAUGCUUUCACAUGAUCCCUGGGCACAGAAACAAAAAUUGUUUUCCAUGGAAAUUGAAAUCCUAGGGUUUAUCAUACUCUAGGCUCACUAAGAACCAAAAACUUGACUUUUUAUACCACUGGUCAAUUAAAAAUGAAUGAUAUGCUAUCGUAGACCAAAAUGCUUUGAUUUUUAUACCGUAUCUCAAAUUUCACUGUUUGAAAACCCUACCAAACAUACUCAACUCGGAUUACAACUCUGACCACUCAGUUAGUUCAGGUCUACUAGGCUCAAACCCUUGCUAGACAAUGAACAAAGGUCUCGAAAACCUGAUCAGGGCAUGCUGGUUGUGAUAUAACACCCUGUGUUAGUUCAUAGUUCGCAGUUAAUUGUGCAGUGAUGUCGAGCUUUUGGCAUUGUCUCCUUCAUCUCCAGCUAUCCAUUUACAAGGGAUGUAAAACAAAACACAGCACUAUUCUUUUUUUUAUUUUAACAGUCUUAGGGGUAAUGCAAGGGGUGGAAUAUUCUGCCCCUGUUUCUUCCAAAAAAGCUUGAUCUGCAUGAAUAAUCUACUUUCUUGUAUUCUACAGAACAACAGUAGCUCGCGCCUUGGCAAAAAAGGUGGGUGUCUACUGCUGUUCGUUGGUUAUUUUUUUCUUUGGGCAUAGUACUUUUAUAUUAAAAACUAUCACUCAUAUGGAUGGUGGAUGCAGCUGGGUUUUGUUAAAUUCUUGCCAGUUUAUUAGUUAAAAGUACUCUUGAUGACAGUCAUUGUUUGUAACCAUGCUCAUUAAUUUUCCUGCUUUACACUAUUGAAAUUAACCAUAUGCAAAUAACAUUGCCUUGUCAGAUGACAUAUAUAUUUUACAAGAGGCACGUUUGAUGACUGCAAGUUACUCAAACAAAGGUCUUUUUCCUGUUGCCAAUACAUUUGUUACUGAAUGAAAUAUUUAGUAAUUCCUCGCUGCACUCCUGACAAAUUUGGAAGUGAAUUGCCAAGAAUCUUAUUUGUUAAUUGGGAGAGUCCAAGCCCUACAAUAGAUUUAAAUUUAUCCUCGGAUGCUUUAGAUUUGCUGUGAACUCCAAAAGCAAAGAUAUUAUCCACCCCACCCCAUAGAAAGUUACUGGGAAACUGGAGGGGGAGAUGGCUGGUAUAUGUUAAACCAACAUUUAUGCAAAGAACAAUUUUCAGAGGGGAUGAGGGUGGAGGGUCAAUCCAGUAAACUCUGCAUGAGGGAAAAUGGAAUUUUUCUGGUCAUGGAGCAAGGCAAUAUAUCUACUGCUUUACAGUCGCACGCUUAUUACCAACACCUCAUUGCAGUGGAACCCCGUUAAUAAGGUCAUCAAUGGGUAAAAAGAUUUGGCUGUAUUAACAGGGUGGCCAUAUUACCACGGCAGGAUUACAUGUAACUUUCAUGACUUGAGGCCGUAAUGACAAAACUACUUGGAACUUUUCUUCAGAAGAUAGAACACUUUUACAAAUCGGCUAUUAAACCUCCACCAAAUGCAUUUUUGUCUAAAAACAAAACAAGAUCAGGCUCAGCUUACUAGGUCAAUGAAACUGACAUGCCACAGGCUUUUGAUUUUCUAAAUUUCGAAUGAGUGGCCGUAUUAAUGGGGUCAAAUUAUAAAAGAUUCUACUGUUUCGGAUUUAAAAAACCUGGCCAUUGGCCGCAUUUACAGGUGACCACAUUAAUGAGGGUUUUUUACAAGAAAAUGUAUGGCCUUUUUGCUGGGCUGAAAAAAAGUGGCCAUAAUAACAAGGUGAUUGUAUUACCGAGGUGGCUGUAAGGCGGGGUUCCACUGUAUUACGGACAGUUUGCUUUGUCCCUGAGCAAAGAGAGCCAUUACAUUUUCUCUAAUUUCAGCCAACUUAAUACGGACACUUUCUAUGGCCCCCUCAGUGUCCAUGUUAAGCAGGUUUGACUGUAUGUGUGCUAACAGUAGUGCGAGCAGUGGACCUCAUAAUGUAGUUUCACUGGAAAUCAGCGUGCCAGGUAGCCUUCAAAUGAAAUGCAUGCAGGAUCCUUAAUCUUAAAAAUCUGGAUUUAGAUUUGAGCUGACUAAUGAAUCUUCCUGGUGUGUGGAUUCUUCAGAUUCAAAAUAUUUUUUCAGACUUAAGUAAAGAAGUGCAAGUUUCAAGAAGCCAGAUUGGGAUUUUCUCAAAGAAACAAACCUUUUGAAAUUGCUGAUGUUUGAGUCUUGUUAAUCUGCAUUCACUCACUUUUGACAGUUAUCAUGCCCCUAUGUGGAUGCUGAUCAUUUCCAUUCAGCAGGGAAUAUCACAAAGAUGAAACAGGGAACUCCCCUGACUGAUGAGGUAAACAUAGUAGCUUUCAUUACUUUUAGGCUUUCAUUACUUUAAGUGCGUGGGCAAAGUGACAAGUUUAUCCGAGGAAAAAAAAUAAUGUCGUAUGUUCAACAACUAAGAAUGGAAAAAGAGCAAAUGCUGGUCAUUUCUGGACCCAUCUAUAUCUUUCAGCCACAAAAAUCCUAUUCGGGACAUGUAUACUCGUUUCUUAAUUUUUUUUGGGGGGGGGGGAUUUUAGCCAAUUUACUGUAGAUUGAAGGCAGAAUAAUAGAGCAAAUAACUAAAAGAGAUUCAUGUUUUUUUCUUUUGUUGUACAUUCUACAUUUGCCGUAUACAUUCAUCACGUUGUCGCAUAAACUCGUCAUUUUUUUUCCUCUAUAAAGCGACAGUCCCCUAGAAGUAACGGAACUCAACGUACUGGUAAUCAACAAGGGCAGGCAGAGGGGGAAAGGGAAGUGAAAAGCAUAAACAGCAUAUAAAUAAUAUUAUACUGUGAAUUAUUUUUUUAGCCAUGAUUAAAAUUUUGAAAUCAGAUGAAAUACAAACUCCACACAUACAAUGUACAACAUGCAUAUUUGGAAGAUAUCAUUGAUCUAUUUAUGUGAACUACAAAUUGUGCAUAAUAAUUUAAUUGUGAUACAAAAAAGUUUCCUUUAUACACGGAAAAGCCUGAGCCAUUAAGAGAAAACAUGUUAUCAGAUCUCCCUGACUUGCUGAAGUAAGGAACUUUAAAACUACUUGCGUGCACCAUUAGGCAGUUUUCAUUGUCAGGAAUGAUAUUAUUCAUUAUGGAGAAUAUUUAUAAAGGGUUUCAUUUAUUGUUUGUCUCAUGAUUGCCACUUAGAUAUUGAUUGAAAUGUUUCAACCUUGACUGAGGGUCUUCAUGAGGUUGAAGUGUACUAAGUAGGACUUUUUUGUACCACCAUAGUUGUUAGUGAUUGGUGUCUAACGAAUUUUGCUCUUUUUUGGUGGGUUUCGAUCCUAAGCAUUGUUGGCAUUAUGAGAGGAGGAAACUGUUUCCUCAGUGGUCUGUUGUGGUAGCGAUCAGCUGCUAUGUUGUCUGAUUGUAGGCAUCCACGAUUCAGGAAUCUCAAUUCCAUUGUCUCUGUUGGUGGUGUUACGGUAAAGUCUUAUGUGAUUUAAGCCUGUAACUGCAUGAGAGUACCAGUGAGGGUCUGGGUCAAUAAACUUAACCUCAUCCCAUUUACAAUUGGUGUUGUUUGUGCACUCUUUUUACACUGUCUAACUGCUUGUCAUAGGUCUUGUUUUGCCUUAGAAAGGCUUCCGUCUUUGUUGGGGACUCAUUUUUUCUCUCACCAGCACGUUUGAGUGAACCACCAUUUAUAUAAGCUUCAUUAAAUUUCAUUAUCCAUUUGUAUAUUUGACAGGACAGGCAACCUUGGCUACUUGCCUUAAACAAAGUGAUUGAAAGGUAACAUAUACCUUCAUAUUGUUAUAUCAUUAUAUCAUUUCAGUUGUGUAGAUGACAGGGUGCAAUAAAAAUCAUUUUUACAGCUUGCCAUUCGGGAAAGCUGAAGUUAGCAUUUACUAGCCCAGACGUCAUUUCAACUAACCCCAAAAGCUUUCUGACUAGCAGAAUUGAUUGCACAGUUCUUCUGUUAUUCUAAUUCCUCAAAAAAACAUCACUUGCCUAUCGGGCAAGUUAAAAACAGAAUUCACUGGCCUGAUUGCAAAAUCCACUAGCUGUCUGGACUAUCGGACACUACUUUCUUUGCACACUAAGAUGAGUUUUGAUUUUAAGCUCUUGAGUCUCAUGUUGUUUGCAAAGAGCGACAUGAAAGCCCAAACUUUCAUUUGCAAGCAAUUUAUGAAGUAAAUCUUAAUUUUUGAGUUACAUUUAUCUACAGUUGUAUUGUGGACAUAAAUUUGUAAGGAUCACUUUUGUUUUCUAAUAUUAAAGCGUGCCUUACAUUGACGAUCAUGAAAAGCUUUUCCAGUCAUACCAUCGCUAGGAUUUUAUACAUUUUUAUUAUUGCCUUUACACACAAAAACAAAGAAAUAAGAUGAAAAAUUGUGCCUGAACAUAUAGAGAAGGAGACAAAAUGACACUUCUAGAGUCUUGUACCUCUAUCAGCCUGUAAUAAAAUUCAGAUGAAACUUGUUUGGUAGCACUUUCAUAUUAAAUCACCUUGAUGAAAUGAAUCAGAAUUUAUUAUGUUUUUGUUUUCUGUGGUGGUUCUAAUUAUUUUAUCCUUGGUUCAAAUUUACUUUCCCUUGGUUCAGUGAAUACCCUAUCUAACCAUAUCCAAGAAGAAAGGAAAACGAGUUUGAACCUAAGUUCAACCACAGCACAAUUUAAUGUCCACUCUUACAUGCAGAUAUUUAACUUACAUGUAUUUGAGCAUUUACAUAGGUAUACCUUGUUUUGAAAUUGAUUUUAAUUGGAGUGAAAUAGAUGCAACAACAAGUGAUAAAGAUCUGGAUUGUUAAACAAAUUCCUGGAAGGGAUACUUGGGGAAUAUUUGAUGGGAUAUCCACCUGGACCCCAGAACCCUAGCCUGAGUAUCAGGCCUUCCUAAGAAACGCCUGACACUCAGGCUACCAGAACCCUUGCCAGCUAAAGCAGACUUAGUUCAGCUAACUUUUGCUAACUUAUAUGAGACAAAACUCCCAAAAGCCCUCUGUGUUUUUAAGUCUCUACUUUCCAGAAACAAACUACCAAGGUCAAAACUUUCUUUGCUGUUGAACUGAGACGUAAGUAAAUUUAAAUUUGCCAAUUUAAAUUUUUUGAUUGUCAAUUCCUGGUUUCUCCAGGGUAGAAUAAAAUCUUCAACCGAUGCCGGUAAAUUGAUCAGCUUUCCUCCAAUUUCUGUACCCUGUAGAAUAGUUGCUUGAACAAUGACACAUCCUAUAAUUAUAGCCCAUAUAUGGCAAUACCGCCUUCCCAGAGAGCAAAAUAAUUCUCCUCCACAUUACCAAGGGAAAUAUGCUGAGAACAGUGCACAGAAUAUGGAUUUUGGUGUUAGAUUUAUUGUAAAUUGUUAACUUUUGGGUGCCAUCAACUCUUAGGUGGAACAAGCGAUCUGAAUCAGGAGUACUUGCUUGUUCAGCCCUCAAGGAACAGUAUAGACAAACAAUUCUUCUUGGAGCAGAAGCAGCCUCUGAAAAUAAACACUACUGCUCAAAUGGUGACAAGAGACAAAAGCUGUCCAGACCAUUGCCUUUCUGUUGUCUUGUUGUCCUUCUUCAUGGCUCAAAGGACUUGAUAAAGGAGAGAAUGGAGAAGAGACAAGAACAUUUUAUGCCCUCUGAUUUAUUGGACUCGCAGUUUGAAAGUCUCGAGGAACCAGAUAACUGUGAAAUGUACUCUGUCAUAAAGGUAGCAGUGGAUCAGACUGUUGAAGAAAUUAUCAAUGAAAUUUUGCGAGCCUUGAAGGCUAAAUUUGGAAUCAGGGUAUCAAUACACAGUACUGUCUGAAAUGUGGUCAGCUGGAAUUUAUAUUUUUCUUAUUUACACAUAGGGGGUGUGUGAAAUAAGGCCUCAAGUGACUCUUGAUGUAAUACCAAAUUCCUCCUCCUAUUUACAAGGACAAACAAAGCAAAUUGAAAGGAGAAUCGACUAGUUAAUAACUUGUUAAUCAGAAGUCAGCUGGGAAUUUAUUUCGUGCACAGUUAAAGUCAAAACUGGCAUUAUAUGCAAUCAUAUUUACUGGCAGCUUGAGAAAACAGAUCUUGGUAGUGUUUCUGACUGGUUGAAGCAGAUUUCCCACAAGGCACGACCAAUCAGAAGCACUACCCAGAUCUGGGUAGUGAUGCGUCAUUAGUAUGGAAUUUCUGCGCUCAUUUCUCAGAUGUUAUUUUGCGGGGAAACCACCAGUGGCGUUGCAAAAUGUCAUCUGUUUUCUCAGGCUAAUUUACUGGAUUCAGUUUAUAAAUACCUCUUACUAUCCAAUUCUGUAGUCUGUACCACGGGGAGUGGAAUGAGUUUGCACGGGCCAUAAAUCAAGCAACGAGGAUUCCUAUCUUACAGUACAGGCUGAGAAAAUAGCUUAAUCAGGCCGGCGAGUUUGAAGACUUGUAAAUUUAGCAGGCCAUGCAGCAGAUUACAACCCGCGAAACAGACUAAUCAUUAUUUUAUAAUGAAUUCUUUUCGUGAAAAUUUCCUUAGUUUUUGCAGUCGAAGUUAUAUGCUGGGUACCCAGUUUUCAUGGGUUUAGGCUCCCCCUAAAUUUUUCUUAGAGCUUAGUUUUGUAUUUCCCAGGAAAAAAAAACAUGUCAUUUUACCAGUUUUCUCUACAUUACAAUUGCAUGCAAGGUAUUUGCUUGCUUUUUAAUUGUUGACAUACCGGUAAACAUUGUAUUUUCCUUGGUUAAUUCCCACAGUCACCCCCACAGUCACCAUUGUUGUGGUUAGAGAGCACAAGAAUGGAUGACACUAACAGGAUCCCUGCGGGUGUGUGCUUAAUACGUUGCUUUUACUGAAAAUAUGGGUAGAACGGUGUAGGACCUCAAUAGUGGAACUUGUGUCUGCUCAGAAAGAACUGUCUAACAUGGGUCUGUGCUAUAUAACUUUACAGUCUAUCUAACAAAAACGUGAACACCUGAAAUAUUUCAGGAAUUUUGAUUGUGUAGUGACCAGUCACAAUUACGUUCAAACUUCAGAACCCGCUUCAGAACCACUAACUAAUUGCUCUUGCUGUUUGCAUUUUAGUUUUCUCAUGCUUGAUUGGUUUUUACCUUGUCAAGAGAAUGGCGUUCCAGAAAAAGAUAUUUUUGAUGCUUUUUUUGCUAUUCACAGUAAUUAAUUAGUAAAAAUUGUUGUUUUUGCUGGUUAUAGUAGGAAACUAAGUGUAAAGGACGAACAAUGUUAUGCCUGUGGCAUCAGCUGAGCAGAUGGAAGAGUGGACUCUCUUUCAAUGUCAGCGGGUAAGGUAUCCAUUCACCUCAUCACCAGUCCAUCUCGCCACCGACAAAAUCGCCACAAAGGAAGUACUUAGUAUAUACAAAACAACUGGAAAAAACUUUCAUGAACAUGAAUUUUCUCUUAACCGUCACUUUAUCAUUUGUUUUCAAACAAAUGACGGGUGGUUGUCAAACGGCGCAAGGAUCGUCAACUUUGAUCGAUAGAUUUCUAAACGUCAACUUCAAAUUCGAAGAAGCUUGGCAAGAAAGUAAAAUCCUAGGUAAACAAUCUGGGUAAAUUAAAUAGGCCAUUUCCGAGUUUCCCCGAGCCUCUGUAUAAAAACGAAGUUAAGUGCUUGGCCUUUGAUAUGGAAAUGAGUUUUCAUUCUCAUGCAAAUAAAACUCAUUUUCACAAGAAAAGUUGUGCACUUAGCCUCAUUUUGAAAGUGAGGGUUUUUGGAACGCGGAGGUGGCCUAUUGUUUCAAUUAUUUCGGAGUUAUUUCUUGGUGGCGAGUCAACCUCUUUGCGGCGAAAUUGUUGGUGGUGAGAUGACUGUAAACCGUGAAUGAUGAUACUACUUCCUGUGGGUUGUCAUCUGGACGGCAAAGUAUUGUCAAGAGUAAAUUUACUGUUAUGGAUAUUACUUUUUCAACAGUGACUAGAAUGGGGUCAGAUAUGACUACCUCAUUGUAAAUUAGAAUGAUUUUAAAGUCGGUCAUUAAAUAGCCUGAGAAAACAGCCGUCAUUUCGCCACUCCACCGUUGUUUUCCCCGCAGAUCUGGAUAGAGCUUGUGAUUGACUGAAUCAAAUGUCCCUCACUGCAUGACCAGUCAGAAUCGCCGCUACCCAGAUCUAAGUAGUGACAUGUCAUCAGUAUGGAAUUUCAGCGCUCAUUUCUCAGAAGACAUUUCGCCGGGAAACUAGUGGUGGGUUCGCAAAAUGAUGGCUCUUUUCGGAGGUUUAUUAGAAAGAUUUAAAAGUAGAUCAUUAACCCUUUAAGCUCCAAGAUCCACAUACAAAUUCUCCAGACUAAUCUCCAUACAUUUCUUUGAAGAAUAGCUGAGAGAAUUUGGUUUAAGAUCAAAGUAUUCUCCCUUUGAUACUCAAUUUUGUAAUUCUCAUAACCUUUACUCUUGAUGAUCUGCUGAUGAUGUUGGGAGAAAAUUGAUGUUGGUCACUCUUGGGACCUAAAGGGUUAGCAUAAAAUGUAUAUGUUUGCAAACGAGUGAGGUACAUUGGGUAACCUCCUGCAGCACAAUCUUCUUCUAUAUUUUUGCAAUUAGAUUCAAUGUUUUUAUAAAUUAUUUUAAAUAGUGAUAUAAAAUUCAAUUUGAAAGCCAC
Molecule: messenger RNA, 21819 nt
Organism: Porites lobata
Lineage: Eukaryota; Metazoa; Cnidaria; Anthozoa; Scleractinia; Poritidae
Source: the annotation of a GenBank genome assembly